AUGGCGACUUUUGAGGAAACCUCUGAUCUGGAGGUUAUACAGAAGCAUCUCUUUGAAGACUUGAUGAUCCCUGAUGGUUUCAUGGAAGAUUUAAUCUUUGAUGAUACUGCUUUUGUCUCAGGACUCUGGUCUCUAGAACCCUUUAAACCAGUUCCUAAACUGGAACCUAGUUCACCUGUUCUUGAUCCAGAUUCUUAUGUCCGAGAGUUUCUGCAAACCGAAGCAGAAUCAUCAUCAUCAUCAUCAUCAUCAACAGCAACAACAUCACCUGAGGUUGAGACUGUCUCAGACCGGAAGAGACCAAAGAGGUUCGAAGAGACGAGACAUUACAGAGGCGUGAGAAGGAGGCCAUGGGGGAAAUUCGCAGCGGAGAUCCGAGAUCCGGCGAAGAAAGGAUCCAGGAUUUGGUUAGGCACUUUUGAGAGUGAUAUUGAUGCUGCAAGAGCUUAUGACUAUGCAGCUUUUAAGCUCAGGGGAAGAAAAGCUGUGCUCAACUUUCCUUUGGAUGCAGGAAAGUAUGAUGCUCCGGUCAAUUCAUGCCGUAAGAGAAGGAGAAGCGAUGUACCGGAGCCUCAAGGAACUACAACGAGUAAUUCAUCAUCGUCAUCAAACUAG
This is a messenger RNA of Thlaspi arvense, 615 nucleotides long. The record is from the annotation of a GenBank genome assembly. Lineage: Eukaryota; Viridiplantae; Streptophyta; Magnoliopsida; Brassicales; Brassicaceae.